Messenger RNA from Strongyloides ratti, 675 nucleotides. Its product is annotated as Calcyclin-binding protein. NCBI's taxonomy places the organism in Eukaryota, Metazoa, Nematoda, Chromadorea, Rhabditida, Strongyloididae. Gene Ontology annotation, cellular component: nucleus. The transcript is spliced from 3 exons. The record is from RefSeq and is a predicted model, not a curated record. Bases 1 to 675 code for a protein of 224 amino acids. Gene Ontology annotation, molecular function: ubiquitin protein ligase binding; S100 protein binding; tubulin binding.
AUGUCUGGUAGUUCAAACAAAGUUGAAGCUGUAAUCAAAGAGUGUAAACGUCUUAUUGACCUUACAUCAAAUGCUGUUGUGCAAGAAAAGUUAAAAGAACUUUUGGAGUCAUCUAACAAUGAACUUGCCAGUUUACGAUCAGCUGAAAAAUUGGCUGCUGAAAAGGGACAACAGCAAACUUCUAAACCACUUCGUCCUUUAACUAAGAUAACAAAUUAUUCUUAUGAGGACAACGAAUCUAAAUUAAAACUUUAUUUGAAUAUUUCUGGAGCUAAAGAAGCACCUGCUGAAUCGUUCCAACUUAAUGUUGAAAGUAAUUCAGUAUGUUUCAAAGCAACAAAUGUUAAUGGACGUGAUUACGAAUUUAUUCUCAAGGGACUUUUUGAUAAAGUUAUUCCAGAAGAGUGCAAUUUUAAACAAAAAACAGAUAUGAUUUUGAUUACAUUGUCGAAAGCCAAAAAAGAGAAAUGGACCUCUGUCUUGAAGUUAAAUGAGAAAAAGAAAAAUGCUUUCAGUGCUGCUGGCGAUGAAUCCAAUCCUCAAGAAAGUAUUAUGAAUUUAAUGAGAGAAAUGUAUGAAAACGGCGACAACGAAAUGAGAAAGACUAUCGGUGAGGCUAUGUUGAAAGCCAGAGACAAACCUGGUAGUCUCGGAAGUGAAUUUAUGAAUCAAUAA